CCGAGCCGCGCGCCCGCCCCUUGAUAGGCUCUGGGCGUCGCGUCAGCUCUGUGCUCCCUCUCAGUCCGGCUGCUGCGAGGAGGACGCUGCCCAGACCCGUCGACGGUCGUCCACUUCCUUGUCGUCCUUUUAGUCCGCCGCGGCGAACAUGGCCUCAGGAGUGCAAGUUGCUGAUGAAGUAUGUCGCAUUUUUUAUGACAUGAAAGUUCGGAAAUGCUCUACACCAGAAGAAAUCAAGAAAAGAAAGAAGGCUGUCAUUUUUUGUCUUAGUGCAGACAAAAAGUGUAUCGUUGUUGAAGAAGGCAAGGAGAUCUUGGUUGGAGAUGUUGGUGUUACAAUAACCGAUCCUUUCAAGCAUUUUGUGGGAAUGCUUCCUGAAAAAGAUUGUCGUUAUGCUUUAUAUGAUGCGAGUUUUGAAACCAAGGAGUCUAGAAAAGAAGAACUGAUGUUUUUUUUAUGGGCACCAGAACUAGCACCUCUGAAGAGCAAAAUGAUCUAUGCGAGCUCAAAGGAUGCCAUCAAAAAGAAAUUUCAAGGUAUAAAGCAUGAAUAUCAAGCAAAUGGGCCAGAAGACCUCAAUCGGACUUGUAUUGCUGAAAAGCUAGGCGGAUCCCUAAUCGUAGCUUUUGAAGGAUCUCCUGUGUAGCUAGCUCAUCAGUCAGUGCCACAAAUCGAAAGCUUCCAUGUUUAAUGCUCUUCUCUCGCUAUAAGGAAAGCAAAUAUUUUUGUUAAGCUCAGGAUUUUUAAUAAUGCAGUUCACAAGUGUGUAAGGCUAUAUGAAGAGAAUGAAUUGUUAACCUUAGCAGUUGUUUCUUUUGCUUAGAAAAUUAAUCAUAAUUUGUUUAUAAUUUUGGCCCAAAAUUCUGUUCUUCUUGACUUAAACAAAAUAAUGAGAUAUUCUCUUUAUAACAUGUAAUAACACUAAUACACACUAAAACAGCAGUCAGGCAGUCUUUUAAUGCCUCCAAGUGUGUGAUGAGACUGCCUCAGACUUGUGUGCACUUAAGAGUUCACGCUGACCUUGCAAAGCACCAUGCCAAGCACGUUGUUGGAAUGCAGGAAGCAGCCCUGCACCUGCAGUGAGACUCCCGGGCCAGGAGGCUGCUGAGUGACCUUGUGUCUUGGAAAUCAUGGUAUAUCCUCAGGAGAAUGUGCAUUGUCUUGUAACGACUAAUUAUAAUGCAAAUUUGGGCUCCAAUGUAAUCUGCUUUGUUAAUGAAAAUGAUAGUGUAUUGAUAAACCAGGACACUUUUGAGAUCUUUAAUUUUGUUUCCUUCAGAACUGUGCUGCAUCUGGUCAAAUAAAAUAUGGAAGAAUGUUGAGUACAUUUCCUUGGGGGUGUGGGACAGCAUAAAUUCCUAGAGCAGUUUGUAAAUUGGGGGAAAUGGGAGUGGGUACCAUGGAACUUGGAAGAGAUUGGUAACAUCACAGGCAUGACGUGGAAUAAUGCACACACAGUUGAGCUUAGAAGUAGCAUACUGGCUUUAUGGAAUAAAGGAAGCAUUUGUAACUUA
This is a messenger RNA of Jaculus jaculus (lesser Egyptian jerboa), 1514 nucleotides long. RefSeq names its product destrin, actin depolymerizing factor (gene Dstn). Gene Ontology annotation, cellular component: cytoplasm; actin cytoskeleton; actin cortical patch. The transcript has 4 exons. Gene Ontology annotation, biological process: actin filament fragmentation; cell motility; actin filament severing. The record is from RefSeq and is a predicted model, not a curated record. Gene Ontology annotation, molecular function: actin filament binding. NCBI's taxonomy places the organism in Eukaryota, Metazoa, Chordata, Mammalia, Rodentia, Dipodidae. Bases 149 to 646 code for a protein of 165 amino acids.